AUGAGCCAAUUAGCUAGCGGCCAGCGGUCUGGGCUGGCACGGUCAACCCACCUGUGCACGUCAUGUCUACAGGCCUGGAGCUCGCAGCUGCAGCAGCCACCGAUUCAGCGAUCGAUGUGGACGCAGAGCGGUGCCGCCACCCAUCGGCAGUACGCAACGGCGAGGCCGAAAAAGGGAUCUCCAGCAGCAAGCGAAGAGGCCGAGCCGGCUUCGUCGCCGCCGGCAAAGCGUGGCCGGCCGGCAUCAUCGACGAAACGGGCUCGGUCCACCAUCACGACCGUGGCCCAGGCCAGCAAGACACAGCUCAAGCUCUGGCGAGAGACGCUCGUGAUUCUGAAGAAGCUCGAGGCUGUGCAGGAGCGGCUGGCCGAGCAGGGACAAGGAGCCGCCGGCAGUGACCGCAACAUCACGGGCGACGACGACGCCUCCCAGGUUCUGCCGGCCAUCUCGGCUGCGGAAGAGGCCAGACCAGGCGCCAUCAAGAAGGCCGUGGCGCUGGCCAAGUCGGCCGACAGCGAUGGGCCUGACCAGGUCAAGAUGCUGACGAGCGCGCUGCACCUCCUGAAGACGGUUCUCAGCACGCAGGGACAGCAGCAAGAGCAGGCCACAGACCAGUCCAAGGACAGUGGUGAGACCAACGAGAUACCAGAGGGGAGGGCGAACAGGGCUACCCGCAGGAAGGCCCAGAAGAAGAAGGAGGCAGCUGAGGCAGCCACAACGUCCGAGAAGCAGCGCCCGCCCUUGGUGACGUUUGUGGCAUCAAAGGACAGCGGCCCGUCCAGGGCAAAACGGAGGGCACAGGCGGCAGCACAGGCGGCAGCAGAGGCAGCAGCAGAGGUAGACGGCGGUGCAGCAGCUGAGGCAGACGCAGACGCAGACACGACAGCAACAGAGAGCGAAAAGCCGACAUCGUCCAAGAAGAAGGCGACCGAGUCGCCGUACCAGGUCAACCGGGUCAAUUCGAAGCACCUGGAGCUAACACCGGUGGACGAGGAAGUUCGGCCGGUCCCAAAGCUGUCGUACGGGCUCGACCGGGCGCUGUUCAAUCCGGGCGUCUACCACCUGCAAGACCCGCGGUCGCGCGUGUUCAACUUCGACCCGUAUCUGGCGACGAUCAUGCCGAUCCGCGAGUUCGACUUCAACGCACUGAAGCAGUACGUGACGUCGUCCAAGGACCCGACGCUGAUCUCGAUGGCGGCGCGGCUGCAGAAAAAGUACUCUGGGUCGACGUCGAGCAUGACGAGCAUGCUGUCGCACUUCCACUUUCUCCUGUCGAGUUGGCGGCCCAUCGAUGCCGGCCACAUGUCGCGGUCGUUCUCGGCCGAGUCGCUCAACUUUACGCGCAUCACCAAGGCGCCGGCGGCCACGUUUCUGCACUGGAAGGACGGCACGUACGCCAUCGACGCGGACAAGGAGUUUGACACGGCCAACAUCCUCAGCAUGCUGGGCAAGUCGAUGGAGAAGCUGUUGACGCUGUCCAAAGACGACUUUGAAAAGUACCGGGUCAGCAAGUCGCACGAGCUGACGGACGCCGAGCGCAACGACCCCGAGGCCUUUCACUACACCACGUUUGGCGACUUUUUGAUGCGGUCGCAGCUGGACGCGCACGACGAGCGGCUGCCCGGAUCGGGCAUGUUCGACCUCAAGACGCGGGCGGUCGUGUCGAUCCGCAUGGACGCCCAGGCCUUCCAGCAGGGCCUGGGCUACGAGAUCCGGCAGCGGUUCGGCCAGUGGGAGUCGUUUGAGCGCGAGUACUUUGACAUGAUCCGGUCGGCCUUCCUCAAGUACUCGCUGCAGGUGCGCAUGGGUCGCAUGGACGGCAUCUACGUGGCCUUCCACAACACCCGCCGUAUCUUUGGCUUCCAGUACAUCAGCAUCAACGAGAUGGAUAAGGCGCUGCACGGGACCGAUGACCGCACGCUGGGCGAUCGCGAGUUCAUGCUCAGCCUGGACAUGCUCAACGCCGUGCUGGACCGCGCCACGAAGCGUUUCCCGGGCCGGUCGUUGCGGCUGCACUUUGAGACCCGUCCGUCCGAGGUGGCGCCGUUUAUGUACAUCUUUGCCAAGCCGGUCGAGCCGGAGGAGAUCGAGGAGGUGCAGACGGCCAACAAGGCGUCGGUCGAUGCGUUUGAGCAGAAGAUGCUCGGCAUCGUGGCAGGCGACGCCAAGAAGGAGGUGCUGACGGCGGAAACAGACGCAAUCGCAGAGGAGAGCCCCUCGAGCCGGGAAGAGGAAGAGGAGGACGAGCAGGAGGAAGAGGAGGAAGAAGAGGAUGACGUCGACAGCCAGAGCUUCGACGUGUGGGAGUCGAUGCGGCAAAAGGUGGAAGAGACGAUGGAGAACGAGACGCUUGGGAUUGCGUCAGUGCGCGAGACGAUUGAAGACGCGCUGGAGCAGAGCGGACUGUUGCGGGGACGGUCGCCUGACGAGACGCGCGGCUAUGUGGACGCGCUGCUGGACGCGGUCACGCAGCCAGACACGGAGAAGGUAGCCGAGAGCAUCCUGAACGAGGGAGAGACGAGGACGGAGACAGACGACGAGACGGGCGCCGUGACAGAGGUCCAGGACGAGGAGGCUGGCAAGGCGGCUGAAGAGACGGCCACGGCGGACAGCAGCGAAGAGCCGGCCUCGUUCGAGUCGGAGAACCCAGCGGUCGAGAAAGAAGCAGCGGCCGAAGAGACGAUCGAAGAGGCCGUCGAGGUGGCGCAGGAUGCAGACGACACGCCGAGCAGCAGCCAGCAGGCUGUUUCUGUUUCUGGUCCGGGCAGUCAGCGUGCUUCGGACACGAUUUCGCUCAAGGACCUCAUCAUCAAGCUGGCCGAUCAGGUGGAGGCAGCCCAGACGGACGUCGUGGAAGAGCCGGAGGAGCAGCAGCAGCAGCAGCAGCAGCAGCAGCAGUUGCAGCCACACGAAGACGACGACGGCUCCAUGGCUGUCGGUGCCGAGGGUACGGACGGAUACAAGAACAAGCGGUUUGAGCGGAUCCUGACGGAGAUGAUGGUACGGUCGAAGAAGGCGGCCAAGGCGGUGGAGCCGAAAAAGGGCGGAGACGACGGCAAGACGGAGUCUUUGGGCGCAGCCAGUGGGGCGGACACGGCCGAUGCCGAGCUGCUGGGCAUGAUCCUGACGCUGCGCAACAAGGUCAACGGACAGUAUGUCGCGCGGCCGGAGCAGCUGACUAAGCACGACGCCUGGGUGGUAGAGUACGCGAUCGAGGAGAUGCAGCCGGCCACGCGCACGCACAGCCUGUACGAGAUGGUCCGGAAGCGACGGCGGGCGCUGCUGGGCCCACGGCAGGCCAAGUCGACCGCGUUCGACCGGGACUACAUGGCGCGGCUGCAGGCGCUGAGCGCCAAGGGACGGCAGUACCGCAAGGAGGAGAACCGGACGGCGCGGAAGCAGCCGGUGCGCGUGUAUGGCGUGGACGAGAAGCUGGUCUGGGAUGACAUCUUUUCGGAGGAGGAGGAGUGA
Grosmannia clavigera kw1407 is the source of this 3471-nucleotide messenger RNA. Its product is annotated as mitochondrial mRNA processing protein. NCBI's taxonomy places the organism in Eukaryota, Fungi, Ascomycota, Sordariomycetes, Ophiostomatales, Ophiostomataceae. Gene Ontology annotation, cellular component: mitochondrial envelope; mitochondrion. The transcript has a single exon. Gene Ontology annotation, biological process: mitochondrial RNA 5'-end processing. The coding region runs from base 1 to 3471 and encodes 1156 amino acids. The record is from RefSeq and is a predicted model, not a curated record.